Molecule: messenger RNA, 5965 nt
Organism: Amaranthus tricolor (Joseph's coat)
Lineage: Eukaryota; Viridiplantae; Streptophyta; Magnoliopsida; Caryophyllales; Amaranthaceae
Exons: 11
Coding region: 453-5615 (1720 amino acids)
Source: RefSeq, a predicted model, not a curated record
ACCUUUUUUUUUUUUUGGGAAAUUUCAUAUUCAUACAAUCAUUCACUGUUUUGGGUUUUAUGCUUCAUGGGUUCUUAGUUCUACUUCACAACUUCUUCAUUACCAUCAUUGUAAUUUCCUUUUUUUACGCCUACACAAGAGAAGUGGUCCUUAGUUCUCCAUCAAGUUCUUGACUUUUUGGGAUUUAUCUGUUGAUUAUCAAUCAUAACCCCAUUUACCCAUUUUGUUUGUUUCAGUUUUUGAUCUUGUUUUGCUAUGAUUUAAACCACAUUGUUAAGAUUUAGAAGGUUUAAAGUUGAUUUUUGGGUUAUUUGAAGAAAACCCAUUUCUAAUUGUUGCUCAUUUUAGCCAGAAUUCGAAAUAUUUGAGGAUAGUUUCCUUUAUGAAUUGAUGCAAUCGGGUUGCGAGAUACAAAUGACGACCUUUACUGUGUGACGCUCCGAUUGUCAAUAAUGUCGAGGGCUACAAAGUGGAAAGUUGAUAAGAACAAAGUAAAAGUUGUAUUCCGACUUCAAUUCCAUGCUACACAUAUUCCACAAACUGGGUGGAAUAAUUUGUUCAUAUCAUUUGUGCCGGCUGAUUCCGGCAAGGCAACAGCAAAGACUAAUAAAGCAAAUGUUAGGAAUGGCUCUUGCAAAUGGGCAGAUCCUAUCUAUGAAACCACAAGACUUCUUCAGGACUCUAAAACAAAACAAUUUGAAGACAAAAUUUACAAAAUUCCUGUUGCAAUGGGUACAUCACGGUCUAGCCUACUUGGUGAAGCUAGCAUAAAUCUUUCUGACUAUGUUGAUGCAUUAAAGCCCACCGUUGUUGCGCUCCCCCUCCUGGGAUCUGAUUCUGGAGCUAUGUUACAUGUUACGGUGCAGCUUCUAACUUCUAAAACCGGUUUCAGGGAAUUCGAACAGCAACGGGAAGUCAGUGACAGAGGGCUGCAGACAAACACUGACCAUGAUUCUGGAAAACUGUUGACACCUGUGGAUGCUGUGGUUUCUCGCAUCGAAAAGGUGAAUUCUAGAGUUAAAUUCAAGCCAGAACCAAGAGAGCUGCCUUCUCUCGAGGAAGAAUCCGGUAUCAGUGAAGAGUAUGCAGAAUCUGCUGCUGGGUUUGAUUUAUCAUCCAAUACUUCGGGAAGUUUGAGUGCAGAGAAACAUGAAAACUCUAGUACUCGUGAAUUUGAUAGUGCCAAGAGCAUAACUUCUGGUGAUCCUAGAGGGGUUUCUCCGACUCAAAGCCCGAGAACUGAAAAGGGUGCAUCUGAUCAUUGCUUUUUGGAGCAUGGUACAUGCGAUUGGGUCCAUCCGUGGGGUACAGAAAACUCUACUGAUGCUAAGAUAGCAAUGGUCUAUGAAGAAAACAGCAGACUCAAAGCAGCCUUGGAAGCCGCUGAUAUUUCUAUCCGUGAGCUCAGAAUGGACGUAGCCUCGGUACAGAGGUACGCUGAUGAUGCAAUUCUUGAAGCACAAAACGUGACGAAAAAGUUGUCGGUUGAGAUUUCUUCAGAUCAAGAACUUGUGAACGAGGUUUCGUUGCUCAAAUCGGAGUGUUCCAGGUUCCGAGAUGAUCUUGAAUGGCUAAAAAGCUUAAAACUGAAUCCUCCGAUUGCUAGAAAAAUCGUGGAACCAGAUCAGCAUAAUAUAAUCAAAGACAUGAGUCUAAGAUGGAUGAAGGGCUUGUCAGUUGUGGAUGAUAAGGUGAAGGAAGUUCGAGAAAAGGCGCAUCUUGGAUUCGACGGGAAGGAUUUAGCACUAGUGCAUGCAGAUCUGGAGGCACUGUCCAAUAUGUUACAAAUUCUCAAACAAGAAACAGAGGGUUCUAUGUUUCAUCUCGAGGAAUUAUCGGCUAGUAAAGCAAAUGAUGAUGGAAACGCUUCGUCUAAAAUCGACCUUGUCACAGCAGAUACUGGUCUAGGUGUUGAGUUGUGUCAUCCCGAAGGUGUGCUUUUGCCGGGGCUACUCGCUCCGGGGACUGGUUCUGUUGAUGCUACGAACGCCCUGCAAGGCGAAAUUUUCAAACUUCUUAGGGAGCUAGACGAGUCCAAAGCCGAACGAGAAUGUUUUUUGAGAAAAAUGGAUCAGAUGGAAUGUUAUUAUGAAGCACUAAUUCAAGAGCUCGAGGAAAACCAGAAGCAAAUACUCGGUGAAUUACAGAAUCUUAGAAAUGAGCACUCUUCCUGUAUAUACACCGUUUCAUCCACUAAGGCUCAAAUGGAGGCAAUGCAUCAACAGAUGAGCAAUGAGCUGCUACAACUCGCUGAAGAGCGAUGCAACUUGGAUGCUAUUAACAAAGAGUUGGAGAGAAGAGCUGUUUCGUCCGAAGCAGCGCUUAAAAGGGCGAGAUUAAAUUAUUCGAUUGCUGUUAAUCAGUUGCAAAAGGACCUUGGAGUGCUUUCUUUGCAGGUACAUUCUAUGUACGAGACAAAUGAAAACCUCAUACAUAGAGCUUUUUCAGAACCAUCAGAACCAUUGCUUAACGGGUCUCAAGAUGCGAUGCCGAGUAACCUUGCUGAAGGCUCUAACACCGAGAAAGUUACAGGGUCCCCAAAAGACGGCAUGGCCGUUAAAAAUCAAUUCGUGCGAAGUGAUACACUCUUGGAAGACCUAAAGAGGUCCCUUGCAUUGCAAGAGGAGCUUUAUGGGAAAAUUCAAGAAGAGCUUUUCGAGAUGCAUCUUGCAAAUGUGCAUCUUGACAUCUUCUCGGUGAUGCUGCUUGAGGCUUUAGAGGAAGCGGCUUUGGGGAGUAGACUUGCGGACGCAGAGAUGCGUGAAAUGGCGAAGCAGCUAGAACUGACAAUGAUGACCAAUGAAUCUCUGAAGGUUAAACUGGAGAAUAUGAGGGAUAAUGUACAUAAUCUUAGUGAGGAAAAGGCUAUAAUUGUUUCGAGGUGCAAUGAACUUGUCUUGAAUAAUGAGAAACUGGAAGCAAAUCUGACGAAAAUUUCCGAUGAAAAGCUUUCUCUUGAAGUAAAAGUCGGAGAAAUGGAGAGUCUGUUGUCUGAAUACAAAAACUAUAAAACCAAUUAUGAAGAUUGUAAUGCCGAAAAGGCGAAGUUGACGAUUCUGUUAGAGGAAGCGGCUGAGGAGAAGAUAGAUCUUUCAAAUGAGAUUUCCUCGUUGCAAGACGAACUGAUAAGCAUGAAGAACAGAGUUGGAGAAAUGGAGCAUUUGCGGAAUUUAGUCGACUAUCUACGUGAAAAACUGGAGAGUUUAUCGGUAUUUUACAGCAAACAAGUUGAUAGUUCAUUUUCCUGGGGCACAGCAGAGGAUACCGAGUCAUAUUUGGAGAAAUUCAAGCAUAUUAUAAUGCAGUUUGAGGAGUGUCAACAGAAGCUCGAGAAUAAAAUCGUAGCACUUGUGAACGAGAAGGUUGAGCUCCAGGAUCAGCGUGAUAGUGCUCGAGUAUCCUUAGCUGAUGCCAAGUCUGAAAUUGAGGUUUUGAAGCAGAAAUUCUGGUAUGAUGUAGAGAACAUGGUUAAUAAAUUUAAUAAAUCCAGCACUCUAGUGGAAAAUCUUCAAAAAAAUGUCGAGAUUGUUGGUGACAAACUCAAGGUUUACUCCGAGGCAGAGGAAAAUCAUACUCGGGUGACUCAAGAUCUUUUAUCUGAUUUUGCUCAAAUGGAUGUUUCAUUUGAAGAACUCACUUCCAGGAACAAGGAUCUCGCUUUAGAAAUAACGGCUUUACAAAGUGUUACCGAUGAUUUGGAGGGAAAUAGAUCGACAAUUGACAGAAUAACACAGGAAAAUCGAAGCCUCACUGAAUCCUUAUGUAAUAAGACCAUUGAAUGUGACUUGCUAACGGCGGAGCUUAAUAAUUUAAAAGAAAAUGUCGAAAACUUGCAGGAUGAGUUGGCUCUUCAAAGGGGUUUCAAAAACCAGCUCGAGGCUGAUUUAUCCGAUAUCAACGCUCGGUUGAAGGACAGAGAGGAGGAAUUGUCCCAUUUUGACCAGCAAAAGGCUGAAAUAAGUCAAUCGAAGCAGCUUUUAUCAGACAUUGAAGGGCUGAAAUGCUUGCUUGAAUGUUGUCAAAAAGAGAAUGAUGAUUUGAUUUUGUCGAACGAAGAGCUGGAGAAUAGGUUCCUGGUGCUGAAAGCCUUCGUGGAGGAAAUGGGUUUUCAUAGAAACAUUCAUGAAGAUUAUAAACAGCUACAAAAACAGUGUUCCGAUCUUACUCGUAAGCUCUCUGAGCAGGCGUUGAAGACGGAGGAAUUCAAGAACUUGUCGAUUCAUCUGAAAGAACUUAAAGACAAAGCUGAUGCUGCGCAUACGCAAGCACGUGAAAAGAAAGAAACUGAUGGGUCUUCAGCUACCAUGCAAGAAUCCUUGAGAAUAGCAUUUAUUAAGGAGCAGUAUGAAACGAAGAUGCAAGAACUUCGGCAUCAACUGUCGAUUUCUAAGAAGCAUGGUGAAGAGAUGCUUUGGAAAUUACAGGAUGCUCUCGAUGAUCUCGAGAAUAAAAAGAAAUCUGAAGCGUCUCAGUUAAAAAGAAAUGAAGAACUUUUGUUGAGAAUCUCGGAGUUAGAGACCGAGUUACAUUCCGUGCUGUCGGAUAAUCGUGAGAAGGUCAUGGCGUUUGAACAACUGAAGGCGGAGUUAGACUGCUCGGUUAUGAGUCUGGACUGUUGCAAGGAGGAAAAAAAGCAGCUUAUGGAAUCUUUGCAGAAAUCCCAUGAUGAGAAUGGUAGACUGGUGGACGAAGUUGAAUUGAUGAGAGAACAAAUAGAGAAUCUCAAAGCUUUCAUGACAAGUCCCAAAAACAACGAGGACCCGUGUCGUGUACUGCAAAUGGGUUUGAAUGGGCCAUCGAAUAUUGACAAUUUAUCCGAUAAAUCACUUUUAAGCAGGAGAGAAACAUUGGAUGAGGUAACUUUAAGUAUUUCGUCUGAUGAUCAAGCGGAUGACUUGUCUCACAUUAUCACUCCAAAAACGGAAAGGGAAGACGGGGAAAAUCGAAAUCCAUCAGCAACACAGGACGCCUUGGUAACCAGUGCUACAAAAGAUCUUUCAGGUAUAACAAAGAGUCGAAAUGAUACUCUGAACGAUGAUUCCGAGCAUGUCACUCUUCUAAAUGAUCAGAUGAACACGCAAAAUUUAUUGUCAUGCAUAGACCACUUACAGAAAGAGUUAGAACGGAUGAGAAGUGAAAAUAGUCUUCUAGAAGAUGAAAACGCGGAUGGACUAGACUUUGAAGAAUUACAAAGAGACCAGAUUCAUCUCGAGAAGGUCAGCAAGGAACUUGGCGAUAUGUCUUCUCUGUAUAACGAUUCUUCAAGAAGUGGGAACUCGGUAGAAAGAGUUCUUGCUUUGGAGCUUGAACUUGCCAAAGCCUUGCAGGCCAAGAAAUCAACCAUCCAAUUUCAGAGUUCUUUCUUGAAGCUGCAUAGUGACGAAGCUGCAAUAUUCCAAAGCUUCCGAGACAUAAACGAGCUUAUCAAAGACAUGCUCGGGAUGAAGGAAAGAUAUGGCGCUAUGGAGGCGGAACUCCAAGAAAUGCACAAGCGAUACUCUCAACUAAGCCUUGAUUUUGCUGAAGUUGAAGGUGAGAGACAAAAGCUUACUAUGACACUAAAAAACACGCGUUCAUCCAAAAGACUUAUGUCGACCCCAAUCAUCGAGCCAUGAGGAUUCAUCUCCGUAAUCUUUCACAACGUCCGUACCACAAGUUUGUUUAUCCAUUUUGGUUAUAUAAACACAAGGACUUGCAUUUUUGAAGGUUCGACGGACCGAGGAGGAAGCAUUGGAUUACCAAUAGAGAACAAUCAUGCUUGUAUAAAUAAGCAAUGGUGUAUAAAUUUGUCCAUUUUCAUUAUUAUAGGUUAGAUUUUGAUGCCUAUUUGUUUAUUAUGGGCUGUUGCAUAGGUAAUAUUUGUAACUUCCAACUAAUAUUAUGUAUUGAUAUGUAUGUAUAGUUAGUAAAUUACAAUAUUUAAUCGUUAAAUCAAGAAUUUUGGUUACAACAUUUGUCAUUGAAA